GAAUGUGCGGAGCGGAGCGGAGCGCGGGUUCGGGGUAGAACAAUAGACGGCGCCCGGAGGCCGCGAGGGCCGCUCGAACCAUUGUGUGUAGCAGACAGUUGGCCCCAUCAUGUCAAAACGACCUUCUUACGCCCCACCUCCUGCCCCCGCUCCCACCACUCAAAUGCCCAGCAUCCCAGGGUUUGUGGGAUACAAUCCAUACAGCCAUCUGGCCUACAACAACUACAGGCUGGGAGGGAACCCGGGCACCAACAGCCGGGUCACGGAUUCUUGUGGCCCUGCGGCCCCGUUUCACAACGGAACUCCUCGUUCUUCCAGUAUAAUCGGGAGAGAGAAGACAUCAUCUGGUAUCACUAUUCCAAAGCCACCAAAGCCACCGGACAAGCCUUUGAUGCCCUACAUGCGUUACAGCAGAAAGGUAUGGGACCAGGUUAAGGCCUCCAAUCCUGAUCUGAAGCUGUGGGAAAUAGGGAAAAUCAUCGGUGGAAUGUGGCGGGAUCUGACUGAUGAGGAAAAGCAGGAAUAUCUGAAUGAUUAUGAAGCAGAGAAGAUUGAGUACAAUGAAGCCAUGAAAGCAUACCACAACUCACCUGCGUAUCUCGCCUACAUCAACGCAAAGAGCCGGGCGGAGGCGGCUUUGGAGGAAGAGAGUCGACAGCGGCAGUCACGCAUGGAGAAAGGCGAGCCGUACAUGAGCAUCCAGCCAGCUGAGGACCCUGAUGAUUAUGACGAUGGCUUUUCAAUGAAGCAUAUCUCUGCAGCUCGCUUCCAGCGAAACCACCGCUUGAUUAGUGAGAUCCUGAGCGAGAGUGUGGUGCCAGAUGUCCGCUCUGUGGUCACGACAGCCAGAAUGCAGGUGCUGAAACGCCAGGUGCAAUCACUGAUGGUCCACCAGCGCAAAUUGGAAGCUGAGCUCCUACAGAUUGAGGACCGUCACCAAGAGAAGAAAAGGAAGUUUCUGGAAACAACAGAUGUAUUUAAUAACGAGCUGAAACGGUUGUGCAACCUGAAGGUGGAGGUGGACAUGGAGAAGAUUGCAGCUGAAAUCGCCCAGGCCGAAGAGCAGGCCCGAAAGCGCCAGGAAGAGAGAGAGAAAGAGGCCGAACAAGCAGAACAACAAGCCCAGAGUAACACGCCCGAGGAACCUCCCAGCGGCAGCGAGGCUGACGAGUCCAAAGCAGAGGAAACUCCAAUGGAGACAGAUGAACCGCGCAACGAUGAAACGCCAGAACCCCAACAGAGCAGCGAAGAGAGUACAGCCACUCCAGAGGAUAAGGAGGGCUGUCCGGAUACAACAGACAGCAGCGUGGAGCAGGGAGCGAGUGAGAGCACCUCGGGGACCGAGAGCAACAGCGCUGUGGCAGAAGAAUGCUUACCAGAACCCACACCAGAGAGCGAAGAGAAGAAAGAAUGAUUUCAACAAAAAGAAACUUUUCAUUCCAAUUAGUCGUAUCACUUGAUUAGUACUAGCUUUUAAUUCUACAUGUUCUGUUAGGAGAAUUUUUUUUAAAAAACAUUUUAUAGGGAUGUCAGCAGUAUAGGUCCCCGAGCUCAAACUGCAGCUGAAUCCAUUUUGAAAUGGAUGUCACUAUAUUGGAGGGAGGGGGAGAGAUGCAGUGGCAAUAAAGGCCUGUAAUGGUUAUUAACGCCCUCUCAUUUUGGUCCCAACGAAGAGGUUUUUGUCCCCAACUUAAUGACCGUCUAAUUACGCAGCAGUGAUUCCCCUCAUGGCAUCUAUCCGCUCUGUUUGUUUCUGAUGUACUUCCAACCGGCUGCACAAUGCCUUUUGUUGAACGGUUGGUAACUGUGAAGCCUGUAUUCCCAGUGCUGCCCGGUGUCGAGUUUCUAAUGACCAGCGUUCUGUUAUCAGGACUGCACAAGUCUCGAUCCCAGUGCUUCGUGGCAUCAGCGUACAAGCUGUGUGUGGCCGGUAAGGGUUAUCUUUGCGCGACUAAAACAAAGGGAUGGUCACCCGAUCUGCGACACCGAUGAAUAAAAUGUGGACAGCUUCAGUACGGAAUUUAUUUCACUGUAACUCAGGUGGUUAUGGUCCGAGAGCUCUUUGUGUAAUAAACUUAGUCCCAACCACCCAAUGGGCCCAAAGAGUAGAGUUUAUUCUCUUCACUUUCACACCAAUUCAAGUUGAAAUUCCAAAGUGACCCACACUUGACCGUUGUCACAAAAUUUAUGAUUGUUUAAAAGUUUGGAAAAGCUUUUUUUUAAAAAAACCAAGUGUGACGGAGCAGUUUCUUAAAUUACGACUGAAUUGGAAGACUUCCAGCGUUUGGUCAAUCUUACACGGUCUACGUUUGGGUCUUUAUGAAGAGGUUUUUUAGUCCCCAACUUAAUGACUCGACUGUUACAAAGUGUGUAGCAGUUCGAUGCAGCUAAGGUGUUUCAGGGACAAAGUGUGGAAGUGCCAGUUCCUCUGUGAAGGCACCUACCGAGUAACUCUCUUGACCUGGAGCUAACUAACCUGUUGACUAGCGGCAUUGUGUGCUCGUGAAAGUGACGUAUCUCUAUCCUUUCCCGUUUUGCUGACAAGCAAAGCAAUUUUGCACCCUCAAAGGGCACAUUCAAAUAAUUUUAGCUACAGAACAGCUAAGCGUUUGUGAGUUCCCAGCCCAGGGACGUUGUUUGAGGAUUCAAUUUUUAUUAUGUUAUGUUCUGAGCCAACUGCGUAUCAGUCAGUCGUGCGGUGUUAGCCAGGUUAGAAUGGCGGAUGCUGAAGGACUUCUCUGUGGCAUUGCUGUGUUUGUCUCGUGCGCUGCAUUACUCUUUUUUUUAAAUGUUCCUGCCACAUUAAAGAGAAACCCCCAUCCUA
This is a messenger RNA of Callorhinchus milii (elephant shark), 2824 nucleotides long. RefSeq names its product SWI/SNF related, matrix associated, actin dependent regulator of chromatin, subfamily e, member 1 (gene smarce1). The transcript is spliced from 12 exons. Gene Ontology annotation, molecular function: nuclear receptor binding; nucleosomal DNA binding. Gene Ontology annotation, biological process: negative regulation of DNA-templated transcription. The record is from RefSeq and is a predicted model, not a curated record. Bases 110 to 1414 code for a protein of 434 amino acids. NCBI's taxonomy places the organism in Eukaryota, Metazoa, Chordata, Chondrichthyes, Chimaeriformes, Callorhinchidae. Gene Ontology annotation, cellular component: SWI/SNF complex.